AUGUCCAGCCUGGUAGGUGGCGGGUUGCCCGCACCGCAUCCCCAGCGCUGUCCGGCCGCGUGGGGGGGGCUCCGUCCUGCGCAGCAGCCCCAUCGCUGCUCCUGCGCCGGGAUGCCAGGCUGGAGGAAGAACCUUGCCUUGUGCCUGCAGCGGAUGCAGGAUGAAGAUGAUGGCCCUUAUUCAAAGGGAAGUAAAGAUUCAGGUGGUGCAGACACAGCCCUGGUCUGCCGAAGGCAAAGUAUUCCAGAGGAGUUCCGAGGGGUCACUAUCGUGGAGCUAAUCAAGAAGGAGGGAAGCACCUUAGGGCUAACCAUCUCUGGUGGCACCGACAAAGAUGGGAAGCCUCGAGUCUCCAACUUGAGGCCUGGUGGACUAGCAGCCAGGGAGGGAUCCCUGAGAAUUGGGGACAGGCUGCUCAGUGUGGAUGGCAUCCCGCUUCACAACCUGACCCAUGCAGAUGCUCUCAACAUCCUUCGACAAUGCAGCCAGGAGGCCCUAUUCCAGAUUGAAUAUGACGUCUCCAUUAUGGAUACGGUAGCCAACGCCUCAGGUCCUUUAUUAGUGGAAAUAGCCAAGACACCGGGCUCUACUCUGGGAAUCUCGCUCACCUCUGGCACCCACAGGAACAAACAGGUCAUUGUGAUUGACAAGAUCAAGCCGGCCAGCGUGGUAGACAGGUGCGGGGCCCUGCACAUUGGCGACCACAUCCUGUCCAUCGAUGGCACCAGUACCGAGCACUGCUCUGUGCUGGAGGCAAUGCAGCUGUUAGCCAGCACCACAGAGAAUGUCAAGUUGGAGAUCCUGCCAGCUCACCAGAGCAGGCUGCCCCUGAAGCCUCCUGAUGCAGUGAAGGUGCAGAAGAGUGACCAUCACCACUGUUGGGACCCCUGUGUCAACUACUGCCCCAGCCACCAUCCCAGCCAUUGCAAGACACCCACCUGGAAUCAGCCCUCCAGCCAGGAUUACUGCAAACCCCUGUCUGCAGCCCCUUUCUCCUCACCGAUGCUGAAUGCUCAUGGCUUCUCUUGCCCAAACUCGAGCACACUACCUCGGAGCACCCAACCCAUGAGCCCCCGGGCGACCAUGAUGAGGAGAAGACAGAGAAAAAAGGAGUACAAAAGUUCACUGUCCCUCGCCUCCAGCACCGUGGGGCCUGGUGGCCAAAUCGUGCACACAGAAACAACAGAUGUGGUCCUUAGGGGUGACCCCCUGAACGGCUUUGGACUCCAGCUCCAGGGUGGAAUCUUCGCCACAGAAACCCUUUCCUCCCCACCGCUCAUCCGCUUCAUUGAGCCCGACAGCCCUGCUGAGAGAUGUGGCCUGCUGCAGGUUGGAGACAGAGUAUUGUCCAUCAACAGCAUUGCCACGGAAGAUGGCACCAUGGAAGAGGCCAACCAGCUCUUGCGGGAUGCAGCCCUAUCAAACAAAGUCUCCCUGGAGAUUGAGUUUGAUGUAGCAGAGUCAGUGAUCCCAAGCAGUGGCACCUUUCAUGUGAAGCUACCCAAGAAAAGAGGAGUGGAGUUGGGAAUAACCAUAAGUUCUGCAAGCAGGAAGCCUGGAGAGCCCUUGAUUAUCUCUGACAUCAAGAAGGGGAGCGUGGCACACAGGACGGGCACACUGGAGCCAGGGGACAAGCUGCUCGCCAUUGACAACAUCCGACUGGACAACUGCUCCAUGGAGGACGCUGUGCAAAUUCUGAGGCAGUGUGAGGACCUAGUGAAACUGAAGAUUAGGAAGGACGAAGACAACUCAGAUGAACAGGAAACAACAGGUGCCAUCAUUUACACAGUGGAGUUGAAGAGGUACGGGGGCCCACUGGGUAUAACUAUCUCAGGGACUGAGGAACCAUUUGAUCCAAUUGUCAUCUCAGGAUUGACCAAGCGAGGACUGGCAGAGAGGACUGGAGCCAUCCACGUUGGUGACCGCAUCUUAGCCAUCAAUAAUGUGAGCCUUAAAGGCAAGCCCCUCAGUGAAGCCAUCCACCUUCUCCAAAUGGCAGGGGAAACAGUCACGUUAAAGAUCAAAAAACAAAUGGAGCGAGGCUCCUACCCGAAGAAGUCAGGGGGGCUGAAUGAAGCCAGUGACACAGAGGAAGAUCUCAGUGAGGCGCAGAAGCCUGGCAAGCUGGCUGAGAUCUACGCCACCACAGUGCCCAGCAUUGAUAGCGCCAUGGAAUCAUGGGAUGGAUCGGGGGCAGAGGGUGGCUAUGGGAGCCAAGGCACGUAUGUACCUCCAGCUGCAGGAAUCAGCCUGCACCCCCAGGAGUGGCGGCCCAGUAGGGUGAAGAGCAGCCCCCCUCCUGGGGAGCCCAGAAAGACCAGCUACCCCUACCCGGACGGGAGCUUCCCUGAGGAUGAAUGGGACAAGCCCACUAGAUUCCCCGGCCGCCACAAUGGCCCGGAGCCCGCUCACGAGGAUAAUUUUUGGCGUGUUUUUGGAGAAGCUCUGGAGGACUUGGAAACAUGCGGCCAGUCUGAGCUUCUGAGGGAGAUUGAGGCUUCCAUCAUGACAGGGAAUGUGCACAGCCUGGGUCUAGACAGCAGCCCUAUGACCUUGGACCCAUCAUCAGGGUCAACUGGACAAAGCCCCUGGUGGAAACAAACCUUCCAGCAGAGGAACCAGGAUCCAAGUGAGGGCCAUGUGGGCCCUACCAAGACAGCUGAGGAAGGCUUGAAAAUGCAGACAGUCAAGGAGGAGAUGCUGGAAAUCAUGUCACCGACUCCUCUCGAAUUAUACAAAUUGACUCUUUGGAAGGACCCAGUAAGUGAAGAUUUCGGCUUCAGCGUCUCUGAUGGCCUGUUGGAGAAAGGUGUCUAUGUCAACAUGAUCCGCCCUGGUGGGCCUGCUGAUCACUGUGGCCUCAAACCGUUUGACCGAGUCCUUCAGGUAAAUCACAUCCGAACUCGAGAUUUUGACUGCUGCCUGACUGUGCCACUCAUCUCUGAGGCCGGAGACAAGCUGGAUCUAGUCAUAAGCCGGAACCCCCUGGCAAUGCCCAACAGCAUGCAGCAGGAGGAGAAUAGAGUGAUUCCCAGCUCACCCUCUGUAGGUCUGGAGAUGAGGGACAGCUCCCGGAUGCUCUGA
Vombatus ursinus (common wombat) is the source of this 3084-nucleotide messenger RNA. It is a transcript of the gene GRIP2, whose product is annotated as glutamate receptor interacting protein 2. The transcript is spliced from 21 exons. Lineage: Eukaryota; Metazoa; Chordata; Mammalia; Diprotodontia; Vombatidae. Bases 1 to 3084 code for a protein of 1027 amino acids. The record is from RefSeq and is a predicted model, not a curated record. Gene Ontology annotation, molecular function: protein binding. Gene Ontology annotation, biological process: neurotransmitter receptor transport, endosome to postsynaptic membrane.